This is a messenger RNA of Cyprinodon variegatus (sheepshead minnow), 2111 nucleotides long. RefSeq names its product cAMP-regulated D2 protein-like. NCBI's taxonomy places the organism in Eukaryota, Metazoa, Chordata, Actinopteri, Cyprinodontiformes, Cyprinodontidae. Bases 39 to 1919 code for a protein of 626 amino acids. Gene Ontology annotation, molecular function: cholinesterase activity. The record is from RefSeq and is a predicted model, not a curated record. The transcript has 8 exons.
CAAGCAAAUUAAAGUCAUGCACAGGCUGUGCAGAAAGGAUGGCCUCUGCCUCAUCUGGUCCAUCAUUCAAGUCAAAUCAGGAUCUAAGCAGGAUCCUUGGAGAGGCUUGGUACAACAUGGAAAGCUGGCAGUGCCUUCUGCUGCUGCUCACUGCCUUGAUGUUAAGGUUCUGCUCCGCAGAGGUGAGGAGAAAUAAUGAUGGCAUCGACCCCAUCAGCCUUCUGAGGGAUAUUUACAGAGGGCCGCCGGUGAGAGGCCAGGCGUUUAUCAGGGACCCUGAGCUUAAAGAGCUGAGGGACCCUGCAGCCGUACAGCAAAGUAAGGACAGAGUGCUCCGUCAGACUGAUGGGCCUGUGGUGUUUACCAAAAACGGACAGAUCAGGGGGGUCACAGUGGAUAAGGCCCAUAUAUUCUAUGGGGUGCCCUAUGCAGAGCCCCCUGUUGGUGCCUAUCGCUGGAAGCCACCCAGACCCUUGAGCCCUUGGUCUGGGGUUUACGACGCCUCUUUCCCUCGGGCGGCGUGCAUGCAGGUCUGCACUGGAUCCACCUCUGCUGAAUGUCCGAAGAAGGUCAGCGAGGACUGCCUCUACCUCAACAUCUUCGUACCUCUGGACCUUAACUUCACCUCCCCCCUGCAGCGGCCCCUGCCUGUCAUGGUUUGGAUCCAUGGGGGGGAUUUCAUUGCUGGCUCUGCCUCAAAGCCCAUGUAUGAUGGACGCUUCAUCAGUAACUUCACUCACACUGUGGUUGUGAACCUGGACUACCGAUUGGGAGCGUUUGGAUUCCUCGUUUCGGGGAAGGAUCCUACGUCCAGCGCGACGGGGAAUUAUGGGAUCUUGGACCAGCAGGCGGCGCUGCUAUGGGUGCAGCAGAACAUUGUAGCUUUUGGGGGCGACCCCAACAAGGUAACAAUAUUUGGGGAAAGUGCAGGCGCUCAAUCAGUGAGUCUCCAGCUGAUGAUCCAGAGCAGCAAACCUCUCUUCAAACAAGCCGUCCUGCAGAGUUUGCCUUUUUCCAUCCCCCUCAAGUCCAGACAUGAUGCCCUGAGGCUGGGAAAAGACUUUGCUAAAGAAACCAACUGCUCUGUGAGCGACUUCAUCUGCCUGCUGUCUCUCACUCCGCAGGCCGUCCUGGCUGCUCAGAUGAAAACAAGUUCUAAGUUGGUGAACCCGUUCAGGUUCCUGGAGAUUUUUGAGACGUGGGGCCCGCACAUUGAUGGAGAGCUGAUUAAAGAGCAGGCUAUCAGCGCCUUUCAGAAGGGAGACUGGCAGAAAGAGAAGCCCCUGCUGCUGGGAACCACCUCAGAAGAAGGAGUGCUCUUUGUUUAUGGGGUCUUCAAUAAGCCAGUGUCUGUGGUGGAGGCAACGGUUUACAUCGCAGCCAUCUUCAAGCAGCACGCUCUGAGGAUCCUGCACAAAUAUCUGCCUCUCUACAAGGAAGCCGACCGCAGAAAUAUGUUAACCCAGAUCGUUACCGAUUACGUCUUUCUGUGUCCGUCCAGGAGGUCGGCGCGCGCUGGCACUGCUGCAGCCAGUCAGGUGUGGAUGUAUGUGUUCGACCACGUCGCCUCAGAUUCCAGUGUCUGGUCGGGUUUAACGUUCUGCUAUGAGCAUGUCUGCCACGGAGCUGAGCUGCCCUUUCUUUUCGACUCUGCCCCAGUGGCCAACUACUCCCUGUCUCUUGCUGAAAAGCUGCUAUCUAACCGGAUGCUGUGCUACUGGGGGGCAUUUGCACACACAGGCGACCCGUCCUCACGGGUUCAGCAGACUGCUUUCUGUCGGGAGCAGCGGCUUCCUGUGUGGCCACGCUAUUCCGACACCAGUGGAUGGCUCGUCAUGAACCUGACUGUGCGGUCGCAUGCGCAGGUUGGAACCAGAAACCAUAUAUGUGACUUUUGGGACCAGUUAGGCCUCUACUAGGAGGAAAUCGACUGGAUGUCAAUAAGAAUGGUCAUAAUUGACAUUGUUUUUUUUAUUAUUAUUGUGAAGUUUUAUAUCUUUAAGCCAAGGAACUAAAGCCAACAUACAGAGACAAUAAACAGACAUAAAGUCCAAACAGUUUAACCUUCUGCUGUAACAAUGCAAUGAUCCUUUCCGUGCAAUAAAACAUUU